CCCGCGGGUGUGUCCGGCGGGCCCGGGGGCGGGCAGAGGGGCGGGAGAAGCCCCCGCUCGUACAAAAGCCCCGCGGGCCGGGCGGGUGUCCCGCGGGCCGGCAGCCAUGGCCGUGUCCGUGCGCAAGGCCGUGGGCAAGCGGCGCAGCAGCGACUCGGGACUGGGGCCGGAGCGCGAGACCGUGUGCCGGGAGAAGAAGGAGCAGCGCUUCGCGCUCUUCCUCAGAGACUUCGACCAGCAGGCCAAGGAACACAUCCAGGAGAUGAAGGAGGAGCUCAGCUCGCUCUUGCAAACCGCUGAGAAGGCGUUUGCAGUGGAGCUGCUGAAGAUGCCGGUUGCCAUCAGGAACAUGAGAAGGAGAGAUUUCCUGAGUCUGGAAGGAGGGGAGGAAGUGGCUCUUGCUGCUGUGGUGGCUGACUGCUCUCUGGAAGACAUACCCAAUCCAAAACUGGUGAGGACCAACAGCAGAAAAGUUAAGGUAACUACAAUUGUUCAAUAUGAAGAUGCCAAGCAUACGCCUGCAAAGAAAAUGUCUAAAAAAGUUUCCAAAACGAAGUCGUUGGUUUCAUUGGCCUCUGGUUUCAGUGGCAAAACGACCCCUCUUUCUAGGUCUGGUCUCUCUUCCACAGCUACGACUGACACCAUGAAGUCUCUUGCUUCCAAUUGUGGCGCCACAAAUUUCAAAACCAUGGCAAAGGUAUCUAAAAGUGCUGGAUUACACCCCGGUGUCUGCAGAACAGAACCCGGUCGUGGCAGAGUUCAUGGCAUGGUACUGAGGAGUAAAUCAGCACCCCAGGAUAAAACUGUUCCGUUUGUAAACAUUCCCCUGGCUGAUGGACAGACACUCUGUACGGCUGGUGGAGACCUCCAUAAUAUUGAUGUGCAACUGCUAAGACAAGACACAAUACAGCGUAUUCAGAACUUAGUGGUUUCGGAGUCUAGGACAAGACGUUCAGCAACACUGAAACGCCUCACUGGGAAAGCAGCAACAACUGUCUCAGCAAUAAUUAAACAACUCACACUACAGAUUUGUGAAGGAAAGCAGAGGCACCUUCCAACCUCCUCAGUGGGGAGAAGCAGCUCAGCAGCCCAUUUAACAAAGUGCUUCAACAACUCACUGCACCUAAUCCUUAUUUGAGGUCACAGUUUUGCUUUGUUGUGGUAUUUUUACAUCAAGAGGAACAGAACUGAAGCUGGGGAACUCAGUGUCUCCAUAGUUAAAACAAAGUGCAACUACUGGAAAAGUCACAAAACCAUCUACAUUUAGUAUGCUUCCAGAUUCUACAUUUUUUUUGUCACAUACGAUACUGAUCUCUUGUUAAAUCAACCAUAAUGUUUAUUUUUACAGAGACUUUUUUCAAACUGGAAACAUUUCUCUACUAGUCAGGCUGGAUCAUGCUUCGAACUGCAUUUAAAGGCUGAGAGAAAGGCACUGUUAGUUGGGGAUUUAAUCAGCUGCAUUUAAAAGGUUUUGUGACCUUGAGUGAACUCUGAUAUCGUUAUGUUCUCUCCAUGCAAAAGGAAGUGGCUGCAGCCUUCCUCCCGCUCAUUUAGCCACAGCACAUUUCAAGACAGGACUCGUAUACAUGCGGCACAGGAUUAUCUAAGUGCAGCCUGGUCUGAGAGCACCUGCGGCCUCCCCGUAGAUAAAGCGGCCACCAGCUACACCACCUCCAUACACAGAGCAGUUAGAGGCACUGGGCGAGUAAGAGCUACAAGGCAAAAGGGAUAUAUUAUACACCAACUGCUUUUAUUUAAUUUCAGAAACCGUUCACAAGAUGGUAGAAAAAACUUACAACCACUUCUAAUUAAGUCUUCCAUUGUUCCCAGUCAGCUCUAAACCCAUUAUGUGCAAAGCCCAAUUACCAUGCAUCUAGAUGAUAGAUACAGGCUAUGAAAUUCUUUAUUCUACUUGUAGCAGCUUAUGCAGGUGCAGCCAAAUACCAAGCCUCAGGACAAGUUGUACACAAACUUUACAAUGGAGAAUUUGAAUUUAAAAGAGGAAACUUAAAAUCUACACAAAACUGGUAAAAAUCAAGCACAGAUACGAGGACAAACUUAAAACCCAUGUGAAAAGGAGUCUCGUCUUCCUUUCAAGUGCUUUAUUCUGCUACACAGUCAAAAUGAAGAUGUAAGCUUGUGGUUAGUUUAAAUUACACUCUGUAGAUACUAUAGACCAAUUUAAAAGUUACACAUACAGCAAUAGAUGUCCAUUGGUUCAUCUGGAUUACUUAUACAAUCCAGCUGGAUUGUUGAAAACAAGUCAGGCAAAAUUUUAAAGAAAAUCCUUGUGCAACUUUUUAGACAAACGUUUACUGGUGGGCACACUGUACCCCAGGUCCGUGAUGGCUGCUCUCUUCAUCGGAACUAUCGUUGUAAGCUUCACGCCUCUGGCCGCCACCAGAACCACGAGUGGUAUCAAAUUCCUGAAGAUCUACCUCUUCGGCAUCACCAAUUACAUUGGGAAAUUCUGGUCUAGCUGGGAGAAGAUCUUCAAGUUCCUGCCCCAAAAAAAGAAGCGCAUUCAGUACUGCACCUACAUCUUCAAGAGUUUCCCACAACUCCAAGACUCCCUCUCGGAGCAGGUUUGCUUUACAAGUCUACGCUGAUGCGAACCCUGCACCACUUCAAGAGCUCCAUGUCUCACCGACCCCACGUGCAAUCAGUAAAUACAGCUGUACUCUGAAAACUUAUCACACAGCAGCAGGAAGAUUCUCCCUCCUGCCCCACAUCUGCACAGCUCAAACACAGAAUGCGUAAAUUCAUAUUCCGACGGGUCUUUUCACGUUACAUGUUGCCCACAGACAACAUAAGAACAAUUGUGCUUGCAUCUAAAUGUAAGCACUGAAAGCACGCACGUAAGGUACAACGCGCACACGCUGCAUACUUACUGAAAGCUUUUCUGGGCUAAUCCAGUUAUUUUCAGGAAACUGAACAUCAAAUUUAAUGUAAAGAUCCCCCUUCUCAAAAGGAUUGCGAUACUGUGGCAUUCCUUCACCUCGAACUACGCGAACACAGCCUGUAAUUCAAAGAGAAGGAAGCUAGAGAGUGCUACUUCUGAACAAAUCUUUCUCUACACAGUUCUCUUCAUUUCUCUAGCCCAGGUUCAUUUAACAGGACAACAAGAAAGAGAUUGAGUGUUCAAGAAUCACAAAAGUGUAGUAAAAGUCAUCCUUAUCAAGUCAAGCUUACCUGGUUCAAUUACUUUUCCAGGAGGAUAUUUAACCACAAUUUGACGUCCAUCAAGGUGCUUAAAUGUGAACUGAAAUCCACACAGUGCUUCAACAAGUCCGAUCUUGUGUGUCAUAUGCAAAUCAUUCCCAUCCCGCUGGAAAACCUUAAAAAAAAAACCCCAAAUUAGUAGUUAUCUAGUCCUAUAAUGCGACCUCCACACGACUCAUCAUUAUUGUUUAGUCUUAAAAUUCAAUGUCAGAGCAACAGCCUUCAUACAAACUUGAUUCUGUUAAUUAGAAUAGCUUAAUAUUCUUGGAAAGUUUGUGCCUGAUCCAAGUGUCACCUAAGGUAAGUGACACCACGCUCUGUGCUGUGCUGCCAGGUUCCAGUUAAACCAGCAGCCUCACCGCCAGCACCUACACAAGCGGUCUAUGAGCAAACCUGCCGACAGUUCAGAGCACAAACCCCCCCGCUCUGUUUCCUGCAUUUAACAGUCACCCUGCACCGCUGCUUCGGCCACCUGAUCAACCGCAGGGCUUCGAUCGCUUAGUCCACAGCUGUCACUCGUGAUCUUCAAGCUGUAUCACUCAGGACUCUAGUCAGUAGAUGUCAGCUUGAGCCCUGGCUUAACCAGGACUCCCACCUCAAGGGCAAUUUUAAGAACACUAAAAGCUUCACAGUCUGGUUUUACUUACUAGGACACAAGGUAUUUUUCAGAAUGGUACUGUAAAACUAGAUGUAGUUCAUUAGAAGACAAAGACAGAAGUGGCAUCCACCAUCUGGAGUUUGCAGCUGUCACGCACAUCCGACUGUUCUGUUACAGCCUGUUUCUCCCUUAUCAUAGUCAAAAAUCAACUGCAAUGCUCUAUUCCAACCAGUAUUGCAGAAGAAAGAAGAUAAGAGUAUGUAAAGAGCUAUGCAAAACUAAUUGACAAAUUAGCAGUCCUUGACGCAGCUUUGAAAAGCUUACACAGUACCUCAUUUUCAGGUGACCAACAUUAUCUCCUUAACAUAUAACUGAAAUUUAAUUUUGUACCCAGUGCUAUUCUUUGUGUCAGAGCAGAACUUCCCCCCACCAUUCCAUUUAACAUUUGUUCCAGAGUACAACACAAACUAUUUCUUAUUUCAUCAGAGUAAGACUUGGUUUUUCUAAACAACAGCAUUCAAAACUCUGUCCUAAGGGAGUUUUAACAAAGAAUAUAAAUUGCAAUAUUUAAUUCAAAAGUGCAAGGUAUACACUCCAGAAUACAGUAAGCAGAAGCCUUAAACUCACGUAAAAUAAUGGUGGUUCUUUGUUUUGUUAAACGAAUCAGUACCACCAGCAUUCACAGUUAUAUUUCCACCACCACAGCAGCAGAGAUAGAAAGCACCAUCUGGCCAUUUUAAUAGGAGUUCCCUGCCACGCCAGAAGAAUUUUGUCAGCGUCACAAGCAGCUUGCAGUUAACACCCUGAACGGCUCUUCCCUGCAUCCACUCUGCCCAUCCAGCCCAAGCCGACCUGGGAAAGCUGCUUUGUAUCGAUCGGCAGCACGAAGCACCAGAAUCUGCACGUCCUCUGGCUACAGACCCGCCAAGUUUUUUCUGGUGCAGCCACGUUACUUGCUGUCAACCUACUAAAAGCUAUUCACCAUUUCUCCCAGAGCUGCAACUGCAUGAAUUACUUUAAAAUGAACAGCCAUCUAUAUCACUUCCAUAUGAAAGACUAGGAUAAAAGGUGUUUAAAAUAUAAACUCAAAAGCAUUACCUCAUUCUCCUUUUCUUGGAGUAAGAGGACAAUAUCACCUGGUUCCACACCGGGAGCCUGAUCUGCUUCUCCACUGAAUGUAAUUCUUUGCCCAUGUUUCAUGCCUUUGUCUACAUGGACUUCAAGUAUUUUUACCUCUUUGAUCACCUUCUUCCCUUCACAUUUUUUACAGCGGUCUUUUUCAUUAAUUACUUCACCUAAAGAAAGACAAAUUUGGAGUUCAGAGAUAUCCUUGUAAUCGCAUCCAUCUGAAUUAAAAUAAAUAAAUAAAUACAGUAUGCUGAGGAAUACACACAACACAACUAGUAAUUGAGAUGCUGCUUUAAGAAUUGCUGCCAAGAGGAAAGCCAGGCUCAAUCUACCCCAGCUGGAAGAGGGGGAAGGAAACAAA
Messenger RNA from Columba livia (rock pigeon), 5309 nucleotides. RefSeq names its product borealin-2. Lineage: Eukaryota; Metazoa; Chordata; Aves; Columbiformes; Columbidae. Gene Ontology annotation, cellular component: spindle midzone; chromosome, centromeric region; chromosome passenger complex. The record is from RefSeq and is a predicted model, not a curated record. Gene Ontology annotation, biological process: mitotic sister chromatid segregation. The coding region runs from base 107 to 1138 and encodes 343 amino acids. The transcript has 10 exons.